Molecule: messenger RNA, 765 nt
Organism: Tripterygium wilfordii
Lineage: Eukaryota; Viridiplantae; Streptophyta; Magnoliopsida; Celastrales; Celastraceae
Exons: 1
Coding region: 64-543 (159 amino acids)
Source: RefSeq, a predicted model, not a curated record
UCCUUCGAUCCCAACCGACUCUCACCCAUCUCGACGAGUUUUAUCGCCGGGAAAUAUAACAAAAUGGGUAUUUGCAGUUCUUGCGAGUCAACUCACUUAGCCACUGCAAAACUGGUUCUACAAGACGGGAGAUUACAGGAAUACCCUUACCCUGUCAAGGUCUCAUACGUAUUACAGAGGAAUCCGUCUUCGUUUAUUUGCAACUCGGACGAGAUGGAGUUCGACGACGUCGUUACAGAAUUAGACGACGACGAAUUGCUCCAACCGGGUCAGCUUUAUUUCGCCUUACCGUUGAAUAGAUUGAAGCAGCCACUACAGGCGGAAGAGAUGGCCGCAUUGGCUGUGAAAGCAAGCUCCGCCUUAAUGAAGAGUGGCGAUAAAUGUGGGUGUCGUCGGAAAUCGGUUUCACCACUCGUGUUUCCCGGCGAUAAUGAUAUGAAGGCUUCUAACAGGGCGUCUGCCACAGGUGGGAGAGGGAGGAGGGGUGACGGCGGUGGGAGGAGAAAGGAAUUUAAGGCACUGUUGAGUGCAAUUCCGGAGUAGGGGCAGUUUGGGAAAUGUACCCGUCGUAAAUGUGUAAAUAUAGAAAGAAUUUGUUCAAUCUUGGUGGAACUGACGGUGGUUUUGGGAGGUAAUUAGCGGGUUUCCACCCAAUUUGGGGAAUCUAGUUCUUUUGAAUGUCAACCAUGUAAGACUGUUACAAUUUUGCCCCUGUAUGGUCCGAUCUCGAUCUGCAUUAGAUACCGAUGAUUGUGUGUCCAUAUU